Messenger RNA from Eremothecium cymbalariae DBVPG#7215, 1131 nucleotides. It is a transcript of the gene GCD7, whose product is annotated as translation initiation factor eIF2B subunit beta. NCBI's taxonomy places the organism in Eukaryota, Fungi, Ascomycota, Saccharomycetes, Saccharomycetales, Saccharomycetaceae. The transcript has a single exon. Gene Ontology annotation, cellular component: eukaryotic translation initiation factor 2B complex. Gene Ontology annotation, biological process: translational initiation. The record is from RefSeq and is a predicted model, not a curated record. Bases 1 to 1131 code for a protein of 376 amino acids. Gene Ontology annotation, molecular function: translation initiation factor activity; guanyl-nucleotide exchange factor activity.
AUGUCGUCCCAGGAUAUAAAUGUCACGGUAGAUUCGUUUAUCGAUAGACUCAAGAGAAGACAAAUCACGGGAACAUACCAGGUCUCUCUUGAAACACUACAGAUCCUAAUGAGAUAUGUUUCAGCUAUUCGCUGGUCAACAAUGAAUGAGCUUUUAGAACAAAUCAGAGCGCUUGGCAAUCGGCUGGAAAAGGCGCAACCAUAUGAAUUUAGCUGCGGUAAUGUUAUUAGACGUAUUCUGGCUCUUAUACGUGAUGAAAUGGAAGAAGAUGAACGUGCUAGUAUGCCUGCUGCAAGUGCGUCAGCAACUCCAACAGCUGCUGAACCUCUAAUUUCUUCCAUGUUUAAUCUUUUACAAAAACCAGUGGAUGCUCAAACAUUGGAGCAGAAACAAAGCCAUCAUCAGUCGCAUCAGGCAAAAACAGACAUUCGUCAAGUUAUUAUACAGGGAAUCAGAGACCUGAUAGAUGAGAUUAAAAAUAUUGAUGACGGUAUUCAACAGAUUGCGAUUGAUCUGAUUCAUGACCGUGAGAUCCUGUUGACGCCUACUCCUGAUUCAAAAACAGUACUCAGGUUUUUGUUGAAGGCUAGAGAGCGCAAUAAUCGAAGAUUUACCGUCUUGGUGACAGAGGGGUUUCCAAAUAACACCAAAGUAGCCCACGAGUUUGCUAAGAAGCUGGCGCAGCACGACAUUGAAACUACAGUGAUUCCAGACAACGCAGUCUUCGCCCUCAUGUCGCGUGUAGGUAAGGUCAUCAUAGGAGCCAAGACUGUCUUCACCAACGGUGGAACCGUCUCUUCUACAGCUGGUGUCUCCUCGGUCUGCGAAUGUGCUCGCGAGUUCAAGACGCCAGUCUUCGCCGUUGCUGGACUGUAUAAACUUUCUCCAUUGUAUCCCUUCGAUAUAGAAAAAUUGGUCGAAAUUGGCGGAUCACAAAACGUUGUGCCCACAACAGAAAACGAUAGAAUGGGCAACACUAUGGACACCAUAAACCCAGUUGCGGAUUACAUACCUCCCGAAAAUAUUGACAUCUACAUCACUAAUAUUGGGGGAUUUGCUCCAAGUUUCAUAUAUCGUGUUGUAUGGGAUAACUACAAACAAGAAGACGUAAACCUUGUUGCUGUGAAAUGA